GGUACUGUGAAAAAAAGGAAGACGGAGGCUUAGAAGGGGGUAAUAAAAAAAGUCGAGGGGCUGCGCAAGUUACGAGCAAUCGGCGCAAUUUCGAUUGAGGACCCAUCAACGAUAUUUCCAACCUCAUGCUUUCAACCCCAGCCAUCUCGAACGUCGAUUCUUACCACGACGAACCUUUCAUACCUCCAUCCUUCGCAUAAUCCCCGAUUCCGUUACAUUUGCCUCCCGGCCUGACGAACCUAUUGAUCCGUCGCGCACACAUCCAAUCUAUCCGAACAUCGCAUCGACGAACCCACGAUUUUAUCAGUUUGUCGCAGCGGCGGCAGUAUAGUCUAAGCACUCCUUACGAGGGUGUCUGGCUGUAACUCGUCAUGGCUUUUCUCUUUAAAUCUAAGAAGAAUCAGGAGAGGAACGUCAAUAGUCGAGAUGGACCUCCUGGAUCGGCACCCCAAGUGCAAAGCGCAGCUGGGCGCAUCGUUAGAGAGGAGAAGGGCUCCCGAUCAACCCCAACAGGCAGUUUGAAUUCCUUUGAUGAAGGAACACCAAGCCCAGAUGCUGAAAAGUAUGCUACUCGCCCAGAUGGUGAGAAGUACGCUGUUCGCCGUGGCCAGGAUCCAUCACAGGCUCAGCAACCUCAACAAGUGAGCGACUUGCCUUUUCGCAAUGCUCCCCCACAGCAAAAUGUGAAUGCCUCAUUAUAUCCUUGGUCGCAACGACGCUUAAUACUUAAUCCUGGCACACCUAGCCCUUUUCCUAGAUAUGGAGCAGCAGUCAACUCGGUUUCCUCUAAGGAAGGAGAUAUCUACGUCAUGGGCGGUUUAAUCAAUAGUUCAACCGUCAAGGGUGAUCUAUGGAUGAUCGAAGCUGGAGGAAACAUGUCGUGCUAUCCGCUCGUCACUGCAGCUGAAGGUCCCGGACCAAGAGUUGGACACGCCUCUCUCCUAGUAGGCAAUGCGUUCAUCGUAUACGGUGGCGAUACAAAGAUCGACGAGACGGAUGUCCUAGACGAAACCCUCUAUCUUCUCAACACUUCCACGCGACAAUGGUCAAGAGCUCUGCCGGCCGGUCCAAGGCCGUCGGGUCGCUAUGGGCACUCUCUGAACAUUAUCGGGUCGAAGAUCUAUAUCUUUGGUGGUCAAGUAGAAGGGUAUUUCAUGAAUGACCUAGCAGCUUUCGACCUUAACCAGCUGCAAAUGCCCAACAACCGGUGGGAAAUUCUUAGCGAGAAUAUCGACCCCGGAGGAGCAAUGCAAGGCAAGGUCCCGCCUGCCAGAACCAACCAUUCUAUGAUUACCUUUAAUGACAAGAUGUACCUGUUUGGCGGCACCAACGGGUUUCAAUGGUUCAAUGAUGUAUGGUGUUAUGAACCGGCAGCCAACAAAUGGGUUCAGUUAGACUCUAUUGGAUACAUUCCUGUCCCCAGAGAAGGACAUGCCGCUUCGCUUGUCGACGACGUUAUGUACGUUUUUGGUGGUCGUACCGAAGAGGGCGCUGACUUGGGUGACUUGGCCGCAUUCCGGAUCCCAUCUCGCCGUUGGUAUACCUUUCAGAACAUGGGCCCGUCCCCGUCACCACGCUCUGGUCACAGUAUGACAUCCGUGGGAAAGUCGGUCGUCGUCGUUGGAGGUGAGCCUAGUUCGACUACCAGCCAGGUGAACGACCUAGGGAUCGUCUAUGUUCUAGACACUACCAAAAUUCGAUACCCCAAUGACGCACAGAUCCAGUCAAAUACUCAGAAAGUGCAGCAGGCAAGGCGGCCGAGUGGCAGUGAAAAUGCUAUCGGCCAUAGACAAGCUCCAUCCCGUGAGGGCUCUGCUGGGCCGGAUCCGAAGCGCGUGGCCAGCCCUAAUAGUCCAACAAAUAGCUCCGGCAAAGGCGGUACGGGUAUGGACGUUAAUGGGCCUCCUCCCAUCAGCAACGGGAUAUCAAAGCUUCCAAGAGCUGCAGGAACCUCUACUCCUUCAGGACCUCCACCGCAGGGUCAGCUCCCCAAGCCCAAUAUCGACACAAGUGCGACUAGCCGCCGUACAAGGAAUACAUCUAUCGAGCGGAUAGAGAGGGAAGCCAUUGGUACUGGGUCGUCUGGCAUCAACAGCCAAAACCAAUCCCCUAUAUCGCGGGAACCGAUUAAGGAAGAAGUUCCAGUCGCUAAUGGAAGACGAACACCUAACCAGCAGACCGCUAGAAGUGCUUCUAGGUCAGAGAAUGCGCCGAGAGAUGAGCCCAAACCCAAGCAGACACGGCAAACUCGUGGCCAGGGCUCCGUUGACAGCAAUACAGAGCCAACUCUGAAGAGCGUAGCUGUCCGCCCAGCUUCUCCGCCUCCACCGACUAGGCAACCUAGUAACCCUCUGUCAAGAAGAGGGUCAAACAGGAACUCACAGACUGUUGCCCUCUUGAAGGAGCUCGAUGCCGCCCGCAAUCGGAAUGCGUGGUAUGCUUCAGAGCUAGAGUUAGCUCGUAAAGCUGGGUAUAUGUCUAAUGCAACUCUUAGUCCAACUCUGGAGUCCCGAGCUGCAGAGACGUUCGAUGACGAUGACAAGCGGCUCAUUGAAUCGCUCUUGGCAAUGAAGCAAGAGUUAGCUAAUGUGCAAAGUGCCGUUGAUAAGCAAGCAAUCCUAGCAGCGAAACAGAUUGCUGAAGUCGAGCGACAGCGCGACGCUGCAGUUCGUGAAGCUGUCUAUGCUAAGGCCAAGAUGGCAGCACAGACUGGGAGCGCUGCUAGCACACCACAGCUAGACAGCGAAAAGGAGAUCGAUAAUGGUGACCGCUCUGCUGAUCUCAACAAGAAGCUGGCGGCUGCGCUGAAUGUUCAAAGAGAUUUGCAAAACAGCCUUGCUCGAGCUGCAGCAGAACUCGAGGCCGAGAAGCGAUCUAGACAAUUAUCAGACGAAACUCUCAGCGCUACUCAAAAGCGUAUAGCCGAACUAGAAUCGUACAAACAGCGCACAUCUUCUGAAGUGGAACAAUUGCGAGCCGAGUUACACAUGGUCCAGCGCGAAGCACGAGAACAAUCCGUUGCUAGUGCCGAGGCUCUCGCAUCUUUGCAGCUUCUGCGCGUCGAGAAGGAUGAUUUUGAGAGCAAAUAUAACGAAGCCGUCGGCAGCUCCAAAGAACAUAACGAGACUUUAGAAUCCCUUCGAGAGGCUGUGGUUUCAUCAGCGGAUAUGCGCGCUCACCUGGAGCGCAAGCUUGACGAGGAACGAUCCCAGAGAGCAGCAAUCGAAUCCAAAUUCAAUAAGCUCAAGGCAGAACACGAAGCACAUGCUUCAGAAUUGGAGUCCCUCACUCAACGGUUGCGGGAUGCGGAAGAACUCGCUGAGCGACAUGCAGCGGAAGCAAAUACCCAUCGACUGGCACUAAUUUCUGGAUUAGAAAAGAUCACCAAAGACCCAAGCAAAGCCAGUCAGGUCAACUCAGACCGUGUUGCAAUCCUCCAAGGUCAAAUUGAAGCAGCAAAUCUACUCGUUAAGAAGUACCGACAGGAAGCUGAUAUUGCUUCGGAUAAACUUCGAAGCGCUGAAGAACGGAUCGCCGGACUUGAGGCAUACCAGGAGCAGUCCAGCAGGGAAGGUGUAUCGAUCCGUCGACAAUUGCAAUCCGCCUUGAGGGAGACCCAGUCACUUCAAGCCUUGAACACGGACCUCAAGAAUCAACUCGCAAACCAGCAACUCGAGACUAAUGCCAUAACUGUUCAGCACAACACCCUGAAGGAUAUAUUGGCCGAAAGGGGCAUUAGCCCGACUAACCUUGCCCGAGUUCGAGGCAUGGGCUCCAGGACUAAUUCCCCUGACCCCACCAGAGCCGGCGAGCUUGAACGACAACUUGCACAAGCUGUUGCUGCCCACGAGGAGACGAAACAGACUUUCGCUACACAAUUUCAGGAAUCCGAGGCUGCUUAUCGCAACAGAAUAGUCCAAUUGGAGAAUGAUUAUCAAUCAGCUGUUCAUUAUGUUAAGGGCACAGAGAAGAUGCUGAAGAAGAUGAAGCAGGAGCUUGCGCAAGCUCAAAACGAGAACGGCCGCUUGAAGAACGAAAAUCUUGAGCUAGAAGAGCGCUCUAUCUCUCGUGACAAUGCCGCGCCUGCUGAUUGGGAAGCAGAACGUUCAUCGCUAGAGAAGAAGAUUGAGAGUCUCCAGGAACAGGUGAAGCUUACAUCUGGGCAGCUUGAACGACAGCUAGUAGACCUGCGAAGUAAGCUAGAUGCUACUCAGCAAGAACGGGACAGCACACUCAAGUCCCGCAACGAUGCCGCGGAGCGACUAGCCGCGAGAGAAAAGGAGCUCGAGCAAAUGCAACAAGAGAACGCCCUACUUGAGAAGCGAGUACAGGAAGCUGAAGAGAAGGUCAAUUUGUUGCUGGACCAGGUAGAGAGCUCCGUCGAUAACUACCGAAGACGCAGUCGCAUGAGCACAGAUCAGAUGAUCACCAGCACCCCGAGCGCAAAUGGCGGCGGCAUGGGUCAUGCCCGUCAGGAAAGUUCUGAGGCUGAAAGUACGUACGGCGGCUUUGACAAUGCUAGAAACAGCACUGCCCUGGACAAUCUAGCCAAUGAACUUGAUCUGCUACGAUCACAUUGGGAGGCCACUAAUAAGAAUUAUAGACUCUCAAAUACCUUCGACUUCGAGGGAAUAGGCACCAAGAAGGAUGACGAUGGUGUCGGCCUUGGUCUUAGCGAGAGUUUAGCUGACUGGAGAAAACGACUAGACACGGAAGAGCAUGACAAAAUAGGCACCGCCAAGAGUAAUCAUGCCUCGUGAAUACUCGGAACGUAAACAACAUCCCCGUCGCCAUCAUUUCUCUCAUCAAAACAUUUGUACAUUCUGCGCGUGAUUCCUGUAACGGCACCGAUGUAUUAACGCAUAUCCAAUUA
Annulohypoxylon truncatum is the source of this 4873-nucleotide messenger RNA. RefSeq lists its product as uncharacterized. The transcript has 4 exons. Gene Ontology annotation, molecular function: protein binding. Bases 372 to 4760 code for a protein of 1462 amino acids. NCBI's taxonomy places the organism in Eukaryota, Fungi, Ascomycota, Sordariomycetes, Xylariales, Hypoxylaceae. The record is from RefSeq and is a predicted model, not a curated record. Gene Ontology annotation, biological process: regulation of cell shape.